This is a messenger RNA of Centruroides sculpturatus (bark scorpion), 954 nucleotides long. RefSeq lists its product as uncharacterized. The transcript has a single exon. Bases 1 to 954 code for a protein of 317 amino acids. Lineage: Eukaryota; Metazoa; Arthropoda; Arachnida; Scorpiones; Buthidae. The record is from RefSeq and is a predicted model, not a curated record.
AUGCACCUAUUCCACUUCAAGGACAGCAACAUCGUCAACGUAGCACUUGGUGCCUUAGGUGACGUGGAAACUUCUAGGAUAAAACGAUCCCCAAACAUCGAGGACAUCUGCCAGUACCUGGAGGGGUCCAUGGAGGGCGAUCUAGGAAAUCCAUCGAAGGAUAUCACCUCCAUAUGGACUCGCCUCAAGAUGGCCACGAGACGUCUAAAAAAGAAGAUCAACAUCAGCUGGACCAACGGACCCAACAACGUCCCCACCAUCGCUGUCGAAAACAACUGCAUCCGGGUAAGAGGCUGCCAACACACACUGGACAAGCUGUUGAAGCAUCAUCACCUCCAAAGACUAACGGCGAAACCAGACCAAGGUAAGGCCUUCAAGAUCACGGCCUCAAAUGAAGUGAGCAAUCACUUCCUCAGCAAUGGCCAGUACACCCGCUUCUCAGACUGGCGCUUCAUUCACCGUGCCAGGCUGAGUGUGGUUGCACUACGUGGCCACAAGUGCUUUGGAAACAAAGCCAAAACCUGCCGCCGAUGCGGCUUCAUUUGUGAAACGCUAUCUCACGUACUGAGCCAUUGCCCACCCAACUUUCGUCUCAUAACACAGCGUCACAACGCCGUACUUAACAGGCUUGUGAAUGCUUUCCAGCCAAGGGGCGCUACGGUACUGGUGAACCAACGUGUCCCCGGAUUGCAAGAAAACUGCAGACCAGACUUAAUCAUACUACAUGAAGAAACAAAAACAGCAACUGUAGUGGAUGUUAUGACCCCGUUUGAAAACAGACAACCGGCCUUUGAUGCAGCGAGGAAAGAGAAGGAACGUAAGUACCAUAACCUCAUACAACACCUUCGUAGUCAGGGGUACGACAUGUUCUUUGAGGCUUUCGUAAUAAAAGCACUUGGAAGAUAUGACCCCCUAAACGAAUCUAUUCUUCAACGCCUAGGCAUUGGCUAUUGA